AUGGGAGCAGAACAAUCUCAAUAAAAUACAGAAAGCUAUGAAGACUUACUUGUAAAAAAUACUAUAGUAAAAAAAGUAAACGACCCUCAAUAUGGCGAAUGUACAAUCCUAAAAGAAAAAACAAGCGGAAAGUAAACCAUUUUAAGAGAAAUAAAUACUACCGGAGAAGAAGAGUUUUAAAAAAAUUUCUCUAUAUAUUCUUUAAAAUAAAACUUAAUACAUACAAAUGUUAUCUAAUUAAUAAAAUGCAUAUAAAAAACUGAAAGUUAAUUUUGUUCCACAUUUUACAAAAUAUACUUAGUUUUUGAAUUUAUAGAAAACUCCCUUUAACUAGAAAUCGACAAAAGGAAUGAAUUAAACCAAAAGUUCAGUGAAGAAGAAUUAUGGAAUAUUUUAAGCCAAACAAUAAAUGGUUUAUCUUAUUUAUAUUAAAAUAAAAUUUCUCAUUAAAAUAUUAAGCCAUCCACCAUAUACAUUACAAACGAAGGUCUCGUAAAAGUCAUAGACCCUUAAUUAUUCUAAUAGAUAAGUAUGUACUAAGAUAUUCUAUCUAACAAUUCAAAAUUAUAAUAACAUAGAUAUUUAUCUCCCGAACUAAUAAGAAGCUUGAAAUAAUAAGAAUGGUCUCCUAACCAUAAUUAAUAAAAAAGUGAUUUAUUCAGUCUUGGAAUGUGUGUAUUAUAUGCUGCCAAUCUACAACCUUUAGAAGAUUGUUAUGAUUAUAAAGAAUUUUCUAUUAAAUAAAACAACCUCAAUUAACAUUUAAAUAAGGUAAAAGCUUAAUAUGGAAAUAAUUUAUAUAGUUUUUUAUAAAUCAUGCUUAAUUUUAAUCCUGAUGAAAGGCAAGAUAUUGUAUUUCUUGAUAGUAUUUUAAAUAUGCCUAAUACUUAAAAUAAUUAAACUUAAAUACCUCUCCCUUAAUAAUAAUAUGCUCCUAAAAUAUAAUAAUAAACCCAUUAGUAAAUAUCUUAAAUUUAAUAAUAGAUUCCUUAAAUUUAAUAAUAAAAUCAUUUAUAAUAAUAAUAAGUAAUAGCUUAGACAUAUACAUAAUAAUAAUAGACAUAAUAUUAAUAAAUAUAACAAUUUAACUAAUAUUAGGAACCCUUAAAAUAAAAACAAUAACAAUAAAUAACACAAUAACAAUAACAAUAAUAAUAAUAAUAAUAAUAAUAAUAAUAAUAAUAAUAAUAAUAAUAUUAGUAAAAACUAUCAAACUAAUAAUAAUAAUAUGUAACAAAACAAGAAUUCUUAUAAAAUCCCAUUCCUUUACAAUCUGAAGAUACAAAAAGAAACAAAUCUCAAAUACAACCUUAAGUAUAAUUACAAUCACAAUAAUAUUAUUAAUAACAAAGUCGUACUUAAUAAUAGCAACCCACACUUUCAAAACCAAAAAUAGCUCCUUCUAUGAUGAAAGAUAAUGAAGAUGUAGGAAGCACUAUUAAAUUUAUUCCUUAGGACGCAACAUCUAAGAUAGCAAAACCAGAUGAUAAUAUAGGAAAUGCUUUAGGAGGUGAUCCUUAAGAAAGUAAUAUGGAAGAAGAUAAUCAAGAUCAUUUAAAAUAAAUAUAAAUUAACUACCAAAAUAGUUACUAAAACAGUGUAUAAUAAUAAUAAAUAGAAAGCAAUUAUUAAUAAUAAUUUAGUUAACCAAACCCCUAAGUAUCAAAUUUUAACCCAAAUAUUAUUAAUUAGAAUUAUACUUCUUAGUCUAAUCCUUAUAAUAAUUUCUAAUAUAUAAAUAAUACUGACAUUUAGAAUAAACCUUUAACAGGAAUUCCUAAUUCUUAUGGAAUAAAUGAUAACUUUUAGUAUAUUCCUGGCCUUUCUUAAUAAACAUCGAAUAUUUAAACUAAUGUAUUAGGGUAAAACAAUUAUACUAUAAAAAAAGAAGAAGUUGAUGAAUUAGUUAAAAGAGCACUUAAUCCAAAUAUUAAUACUACUAAUAUUAUUAAAGAUAAUAAUGUAAAACCUGUUUAAGAAUAAUAAGGAGCAUACAAACAAUAUGUAAUCGAAAAUUAUCAAAAUAAUUCACGAUAUGAAGGUGAAAAAUUAAACGGCUUAAGACAUGGCAGAGGAAAAUUUUUUUAUUAAGAUGGUGGCCUAUACGAUGGGGAAUGGAAAGAAAACAAAAUGCAUGGAAAAGGAGUUCUUAGCUAUGCUAGUGGAAAACCUGCAUAUGACGGAGAUUGGGUAGAUGAUAAAUUUGAAGGCUUUGGAAUACUUUAUAAUGAAAAUCCAGCAGUUUUAUAAGGGCCUUUUGAUUAUACUAAUUUCGAUAAUGUAGAUGAGUUUUGGACUAAAUAUGAUGGGUAAUUCAAGGAUGAUAAUAAGGAAGGAUUUGGUACUUUAUAUUUGUCUAAUGGUGAAAAAUUUACAGGAACUUUCCAAAAAGAUUUUGUUAAUGGACCAGGGACGUUUUUCUGUUUAAAUAGGUAACCUAUUAAUGGUGUAUGGCAUAUACACCAACAUUAAUCUUUCUAAGUUAAAAAUUCUGCUGUUUUUGGUCAUACAAAAUUCUCAGACUUAUCUCCUCAAUAAUUUGCCUAAAAGCACUUAAAAUUAAAUCAAAAAAAACUUUUAUAAGUAAAAAAAGAAACAAAAAAACUUACAACACCAAUUUAAUAAGAUAUUACUGUUGAAGAAAAUGUACCUGAAUAAUUCGACUGGAGAGACAGAAACGUAGUAACAGAGCCUAAAUACUAAAAUACAUGUGGCAGUUGUUGGACUUUUUCUACUACAGGAGUCAUAGAAUCUCAAUAUGCAAUUAAGCAUUAAAAGCUAGUCCCUUUUUCUGAAUAAUAACUAGUAGAUUGUGAUGAUAUAAAUGAUGGAUGUCAUGGAGGAUUAAUGACUGAUGCUUACAAAUAUCUUUAAUAAUCCGGAGGAUUAGAAUUUGCUGAAGAUUAUGGGGAUUAUAAAAAUAAGAAAGAAAAAUGCAAAUUUGAUUUGAAUAAAGUAUAAGCUAAAAUUAAAGAAUGGUAGUAAAUCGAUGAAGAUGAGGAAAUUAUCAAAAAAUAACUUUACUAAAAUGGACCUAUAGCAGCAGGUGUAAAUGCUAGAUUAUUAUAAUUUUAUAAAAGUGGUAUAUUUGACCCUAAAGAAUGUGAUUCGGAUAUUAAUCAUGCAAUUUUGAUUGUUGGGUAUGGAGUAGAAAAGGAUGGAUAGAAAUAUUGGAUUAUUAAAAAUUAAUGGGGAAAAGAUUGGGGUAUGGAUGGAUAUUUUAAAUUGGCGAGAGGAAAGAAGUAAUGUGGAAUUCAUACUUAUGCUAGUAUCGCUUUUAUUGAAUGA
This is a messenger RNA of Ichthyophthirius multifiliis, 3288 nucleotides long. RefSeq lists its product as hypothetical. The transcript is spliced from 5 exons. Gene Ontology annotation, molecular function: ATP binding; protein kinase activity; cysteine-type endopeptidase activity. NCBI's taxonomy places the organism in Eukaryota, Ciliophora, Oligohymenophorea, Hymenostomatida. The record is from RefSeq and is a predicted model, not a curated record. Gene Ontology annotation, cellular component: lysosome. Gene Ontology annotation, biological process: protein phosphorylation.